This is a messenger RNA of Trichoderma atroviride IMI 206040, 2266 nucleotides long. The record is from RefSeq and is a predicted model, not a curated record. Lineage: Eukaryota; Fungi; Ascomycota; Sordariomycetes; Hypocreales; Hypocreaceae.
GUUUGAUUACCGGGGCAGCGAUGUGUCAAUGGCUGGCCUGGGUCGAGAGGCUUCUCAAGACUUGAGUAUGGUGGACGCUGGCCCGUCGACAGCUCCGCUCCAAGGAGGCAACAUGACUUUUUUCCACGAAAAUUAAGCAGUGAAUAUCCCCUAUACGGUUUGUUUUAAUGCGACCUGAUUCGGCUGGCGCAAUGAUGGGAGCUGUUUUUUUUUUUUUUUUUGCUCUUACAGUGAAAGAGAAGAAGUUGGAAUCAAGCAGGAUUCGAAUAAUGACGGAGUCAAGUUGUUUGAGCGGCUGGCUCGCCCGCUUUGACUUUUAUAUACAUGGCGCGCGGUUCAGGUUAUAGAUCGCGGCGUGGAUCUUGUGGGAAGCAUAUUUCAUGGCGUUGCUGCAUCAUUUUGGAACUUCGUGUAUAGCUGGAAGAAAUCGCAUCACAUAUGGGCAUGACGAUGGGGAUGUUUAUCAAUUUGAAAACGACAGGGUCGUGGAGCUUUAUUUCUUUUUUUUUUCUCUUUUUAUGCUGCAGAAGAUUGGUUUUUGAUAUUUUUCUUACAAGAUGCGCCAGCAUGGCCGGAAUUCUGGGCGUCUAUAGUAGCUCUAGCGAUAAUACCAGUGAAUAUAGGAUUAGGUAGAGGUAGGCUCGAUGCGACAAGUGAUGCGACAAGGAGGGAGAGGGCCAAUUAUAUCUUCAUAGCCUCUCUAGAUUAGAAUAAUCAUACCCAUCUAUCCAAUUUUGAACUGCACAUUAAAUGGCGUUUUGCCAAGAUGGAUUUCGUCAAGCUGGGCAGCAGACUUGCUCUACGCGUUCCGAAGCGCCAACCCGUUCGUUUCCAGUCCACCUCAUCUACAUCUUCAUCGUCAUCAGCCGCAGCAGAAGGCAGUGGCUCGCUUGGAGCCGGAAUCAUUGGCGGCGUGGCUGGAGCAGCGAUUUUCUACGGAAUUUACUCCUUCACACCUGCUGGUCGGACGGCUAGCAAGCUCAACAAGGCCGUGAAAGAGGCUGAGAAGAAGUACCAAGAAGCUGCGAAGAAGCUGCAGGCGAACGCUCCGAGCUCUUCAGAGGCCGUCGAUUACAUCAAGCAGUUUGCCUAUACCUACGUUGGAUGGAUUCCCGGCGGUCGUGGCUUCGUGGAUACGGCAUUCAAGGAUUGGGAGACUGUGAGAAAGGAACACGCUGAGGAGGCGGAUAAGAUUGUCAACGAUGCGUAUAAGAAGUUUCAGGACAUUUCCAAGUCGGGCCUGAGUCUCGAGACUGCGUCGCGUGCCUUUGACGCUCUUGCGGAUCUGGCAAAGCAGAUUGCUAAUCUUACGGGAGAUGCUCUCUCGGACGUGAUUGACAACCAUCCUCAGCUGAAGGAGAAGCUUGGAGGCAAUGUCGACCAGCUGAAGCAAAUGGGCGAGCAGUACGGCCCGGAGGCGAAGAAGCAAGUGGACGAGACUUGGGGCCAAGUCAAGGACAUUUUUGCCGGAGGAUUCAGCGCUGCAAGCGUGGCCAAGGCAAAGCAGCUCAUUGAGGAAAAGACGAAGCAGGUGCAGAAGCUCGGCGACGAAGCGUGGAAGAAGGGCUUGGAAGAAGCGAAACCGCUCCUAGACAAGAGCCCCAAGGUCAAGGAACUGGUGGAGAAGAAUGCCGACGUUUUGAAAAAGGGCCAGAUCAAGGAGGUCUUUGACAAGGUGCGCGAUGCGGUCAAGUCGGGAGACUUGGGCGAUUUGGAAAAGUACGUCAAGCAGGCCAAGGAGAAGAUUGGCGACAAGGCCGACGAGGCCGGAUGGGGAUCUUUGAACCAGUAUUUGGACAAGGUGCCCCAGGGUAGUGAGAUCUUGAGCAAGUUGGAGGAGAUGGGACGGAUUGCGCAGGAGCAUAAGGAGGAUGGGGAGAAGUUGCUGAAGGAGACAAUGGGCGAUAUUCAAAAAGUGUUGGAGGAGAAGAGCAAGAAGGCAAAGGAGAUUGUUGAUUCUGAGAAGAAGAAGAAGGAUUGAUUCAUGGUCGCCUCUUUUGCUCAAGUCCUAUAUCAUGAUGGGAUUUGACGAGUGUCGCUAUGAAGAAUCGACGCUUUAUACUCUUGGGGUUGAUGGAUUGUCUCGCAGAUGGUGAACAGAACCUGCGAUAUAUCUUGAGAUGAUAAACAUGAAGCUGUAUUCUACUAUCCAAUCCGAGUGGCUGUAAUCAGGAUGGAGUGCUUCACAAUGCAUAGGUUACAUGGUCAUUGUAAUAUUACUUUUUCACGAGCAAGGGGACUGACUCAUCUAUUAACUCGGGCCAAG